GAGAAACGGCCACAGUCUUCUUAUCGCAAAGGUACAAAGCUGCUCGUCUUCUCCUCCGGCAUCAGGAAACGUCUUCAAAGCUUCUUCAAAUCCAAGAAAUACAAUCAAAAGAUCAAACUAACAUCAUUGGUGCAUUCAUGUGCAGUCGGACAACGAAGUUGCGUGCAGGAGCGUCGGAAAUCGGAGUAUCAGUAAUGUAAAUUUCCAACGAAAAUGUGAGGGGGGAUCACACGGAACAUCCGCCACUGGCUCACGGUUCCUCAACGUCUCACUGACUCGUCGAACUUUACGACUGCACCUGAAGGCAGCACACGUUAGCUAGCUGCUACAUUAGCAUCAUGCUAGCAACAAGAAAGCAACAGUUCGCUCAUCCUGCAGACUCGCUUAACUCACGUCCAUCGCUGUAACCCCUCUAAAGUCCUUUAGUUUAUCUAUCUCCGGUACAAAUGGACUUCAGUGAGUAUAUUUUGUCGGCGGGCCGGGCCGUGCUGGAGAUGGUGGAGCGGGAGUGGCAACCUCUGUCUGCGGGGGAGCUGGAGCACCGGCUGGACCAGGCGGUGGAGGAGAUCCUGGAGUCGGACCUGAUAGCAACACUUGAAGCGCAGCCUCCUCCUCCUCCACCUCCACAAACGAUCUACGUACAGUUACUGCAAAGCCAGGCGACUCUUGGACCCCAAAUUGUACACACAACAACAUACAGCCUCCCGGAGGAAGAUUCAGCAGAGUCUCAGGAGCAGCUGGAUACUGUGGACGGUGCAGCGGUCAGGUACAUCUCAGACCUGCUUCAAAGCUCUAAAUCCAGGGCUCGGAUGGCCGGUCGGGCUCGCUUAUCUCUGUCCCACACCGUCCUCCUGUCUCUCACGCUGCUCUCUGAACGAGUCAGCUACCGAUCGGUGUCUCGCCGCUUCCAGCUGGAGAAAGGAAACAUCCACAGGAUCUUCUUUUCUUUCUGUGAACGUGUCAACACGUUGGAGGAGAAGCAGAUUCGGUGGCCAGUCGGCAGAGAAGCUGAAGAGGCACUUUUUCCAUUUUCCAAUCUGCUUGGAAAAGACGAGCAGGAGGAGGGACAAAGUGUCCCCGAAGUCCUGGGAGUGUUGGGACGCAUUCGGAUCCCCAUCCGCCUGCCUAUAGGGAAGCAUGACGAGGAGAGCUCAGUGCCUGAAGUGAAGAGAAUGAAGAAGGAGGCUCAUCCUGACUCCUGGUUAAACCUUGAGCUUAUAUGUGACCGUAGAGGACGGUUUCUUUACUGCAGAAUCAGUAAAGGCUCAGACAUGGAGAGAGGCGAUGCUCUGAGAGACAAACUGAAACAGCAGCCUGAGUUGAUGCCCUCUGGGUCCUGCCUCGUAGCCAGAGCUGGAUAUCCGCUCACUGCCCAGGUUUUAACCCCGUACACAGAAAGUCACAAACCAAGAGAGGAACUGUUUAACAAGACGCUGGAGGAGCAUCUUCACAUCCUGGAUCAGGCUGUUGCCAACCUGAAAGCCAGAUUUAAACGGCUCAGGUAUCUGGAUAUUGGACAUUAUGACCGAGCCAGGGCUGUUGUGCUGACCGCCUGCGUCCUGCACAAUGUGUUUUUGGAAAUGGGACAAGUUUUUCAAGGAGAAGUUGAGACCGAGGAAGCCAUAAUAAGUGAGGGAGACAUGGAGGCUGAUGUAGAGGGUGUACGCAGACGUGACGCGAUUGCAGAUUUGUUGUUUAAAAAAUCUUAUUCUGGAAACACGUGAUUUUAUGAUGUCUUCUAAAUAACAGUCUUCUAAGAUAAAGAUUUAUUUUAACAGAAUCUCUGCUGUCUGAAUCUGUCUGCACACCAACACUUUAAACAUUCGUCAGGUUUGUCAUGUUGCGGUUUUAUGGAGGUAUUAAAUAAAGUUUACCAGAGUUUGGAAGGUG
Molecule: messenger RNA, 1890 nt
Organism: Acanthochromis polyacanthus (spiny chromis)
Lineage: Eukaryota; Metazoa; Chordata; Actinopteri; Pomacentridae
Exons: 3
Coding region: 447-1724 (425 amino acids)
Source: RefSeq, a predicted model, not a curated record